Molecule: messenger RNA, 2235 nt
Organism: Heterobilharzia americana
Lineage: Eukaryota; Metazoa; Platyhelminthes; Trematoda; Strigeidida; Schistosomatidae
Source: the annotation of a GenBank genome assembly
AUGAUAAUAUUUGAAAUUAAUGGUUGUAGUCAAUAUUCAAUUGAAUUAAUCGGUAAAGGAUGUCAAUUAUUACUUGAACCAAAAAUUGAUCCAUUGCUAUUAAUAAAAACAAUUAAAUUAUUAUGGACCAAUAACACAAAUUACUACACAUUAAUUUUAUCAUCAAAUGGUGGUCAAAUAAUGAUUAUGUUAGAAUUUAUAUCAAAUAAACAAAUAUAUAAUUUUAAUGAAGAAAUUUUAUGCGAAAUUUCACGUGUUAAUCAAAAUAAUAAUACAAAUGAAUUAAUUAAUGAAAAAAUUAAUAAUAAAAUAAUUCAACCAAUUAAUAAUAUAUCAAAGAAUAUAACAAAUAUGUUAUUACCAUAUUUUAUUUAUAUGGUUCUUCAAUUGAAUAAACGUUUAAUAUUGAUUAAUUCUGGUGAUAAUGGUGCAAAAUUUGAAUGGGAUCAAUCAACGUUUACUUCAGAUUUGAUUAUUGAACCAUUGAAUGGAUUUAUUGGUUCAAGAUUAGAGGUACCAUUCACUUUAACCUUGAAACCGAGUAAAUUAACACGUGAAAUAAGAAUGGAGAAUGUAACAUGCCGAAUUCAAGGAACAGGAAAAAAGACAAUAACAAUUACAGGAGCAUGUGUACCACCGACAAUUAUUAAAGAAAUUCAACAAUUUUCAACUACAGUAAGACAAACUGAUAGUAAAAAUUUACAAAUUAUAAAUCGUACAAAUACUGACUGGCAAAUUAAACCAAUUAUCGAUGGUGAACAAUGGUCUGGAUCAAAGAUAAUUGAAAUACCAGCACAACAAACAGGAGUUUAUGAACUAAAGUAUAAACCUGUAACUAUGACUACAGAUGGAGUUAAACAUAAGGGUACAAUAUUCUUUCCAUUACCUGAUGGUACAGGAUUAUUAUACAAUUUAUCUGGAAUCUCUGAACCACCGAAAUCAAUGAUACGAAUAAAUCGUGAAAUUGAAUGUAAAAAACUACAUACAGAGGUUGUAGAAAUUCCGAAUUGGUUAAAUAUACCGCAAAGAUUUCAUAUCACUAAAGAGGUUCUACGUCCAGAUAAAUUAGAUCCAAGUACAACUAUUAAAGGAUUAAACUAUUUAGAUGUUCCAGGGGAUUCAAGUAAAGAAUAUAAUUUGAGUAUAUUCACAUAUCGAGAAGUUACAUUUACGAAUGAAAUAACUGGAGAAUAUCAAUUCUUUGAAGUAAACUUUAAAUCUAUUCGAAGGAAAAGCUUAGAUGUAAUUAGAAUGCAAACACUUGUUCGUAAACCAACCGUAUACACACUUACCUUAGAAAAUCCUUUAAUGAUACCAGUAAACUUUCAAAUGAGUACAAAUAUCUCUGAUGUUCAAUGCCCAAAUCAAUUACAAAUUCCUGCUAAUUGUGAAGGUAAUGUAACACUGGAAUACUUACCCAUUAAAGUUGGUCGUAAUUGUGGGAAAUUUGAAGCUGUAUGUAAUGAAUUAGGUUCAUUCACUUAUGAAUUGGAUUUACAAGCAACACCGGUUGGUAUUGAGUCUACUGUACAUUUUAGAACAACUAUUGGACAACGUCACUGUCAAACUGUUAAAUUUACAAAUAUGACAAAGAGUAAAACUGAAUUCAUUACAAAUAUCGAUAAUCCAGACUACCAUUGUGAGAAACAAUUGACUGUAGCACCUGGAGUUGAAGCAAUCUUAGAGGUUAUUUUUGAACCAACUACUAUAGGCAAUAGAAUAGCUAAUUUAUUAGUUACUAGUGUACAAGCUGGUGAGUAUAAUUUUCGUCUCAAAGGUACAGCAUUACCUCCACAACCUCAAGGUCCAAUAACAAUAAAAGCUGGAGAAACAAAACAUAUCAUCUUUCGAAAUGUUUUCCCUACAUCCAUACUUUACUCUUUCCAGGUUGAUAACACACUGUUCAAUCUGCCAAAACAAAGUGAAAUCAUAAGAUCUGGCAAAGAAUUCCGGAUCCCUAUCGGUCUUGAUAGUAAUAUCAUCAAGUCUCCAAUAACAGGUAAACUGGUUGUAACUGCAGUUCGUGCACAGUCCAGUGCACAGAUCACUCGUAAAGGCCAGACAAGUGGAAUUGUUGACAGUGUAAAUUCUUCAUCCUCAUCUUCAUCAUCACCACAACAGCAGCAACAGUCUACAAUCUCAGACUUGCGAUCUAGUGAAAAGGGUGAAGGAUUUCAGUGGGUGUAUUACCUUCGGGGUGUUACAUAUAGAAGACAGUACAUUGAACAAUAUUGA